This is a messenger RNA of Eucalyptus grandis, 1925 nucleotides long. RefSeq names its product homeobox protein knotted-1-like 3. Gene Ontology annotation, molecular function: DNA binding. Bases 401 to 1294 code for a protein of 297 amino acids. Gene Ontology annotation, biological process: regulation of DNA-templated transcription. Gene Ontology annotation, cellular component: nucleus. The record is from RefSeq and is a predicted model, not a curated record. NCBI's taxonomy places the organism in Eukaryota, Viridiplantae, Streptophyta, Magnoliopsida, Myrtales, Myrtaceae. The transcript is spliced from 6 exons.
UCUGUCUCUGUGCGUUCUGUUCAUAUCUUCUGGAGUCACCAUAUAUAAACCGCUCUCUCUCUCUCUCUCUCUCUCUCUCUCUCUCUGUGUAACCAUGAACUCCAUAUGGCAGUAAUGACCUUCAUCAUCACCCUCAUCAUCCUCACUUCAUCACCUGCAAUUCUCAUAUCAUAGCAGCUAUCAUGUCUUUUCCAGACAACCACCUCUCUCACGACGACCUCUCUUCCCACCUCCACCACCCCCACCACUUUCCCCACCAACCGCCGCCGCCUUCCCACGAACCCUCCCCCACCACCGGCGCCUCCUCCGCCCCGAACUGGCUCAACGCCGCUCUCUUCCACAACCCCACCGCCAACUUCCUCAACCUCCACACCUCCCCCACCCCUCCUCCUCCGAUGCCAUGACCGGCGUCAUCGCGCCGCCCCCCGACGCGGCGGAGGGGGAGAGGCGCGACGACGACGGCGUCGGUGCAUUGGAGGACUGGCGCGACGCCAGGCACAAGGCCGAGAUCGUGUCCCACCCGCUGUACGAGCAGCUCCUGUCCGCUCAUGUGGCCUGCCUCCGGAUAGCGACGCCCGUCGACCAGCUCCCCCGGAUCGACUCGCAGCUCGCCCAGUCGGCUCAGGUCGUCGCUAAGUACUCGGCUCUCGGCGCUGCUGCCGGCCACGACGGGGUUGGGGACGACAAGGAGCUUGACCAAUUCAUGUCGCAUUACGUCCUCUUGCUCUGUUCUUUUAAAGAGCAGUUACAGCAACAUGUCCGUGUCCACGCCAUGGAAGCAGUAAUGGCUUGCUGGGAGAUUGAGCAGUCCCUGCAGAGCUUAACAGGAGUUUCGCCCGGUCAAGGAACUGGUGCGACGAUGUCUGAUGACGAAGAUGACCCAAUAGAUAGCGAUGCGACCCUGUUUGAUGGAGGUUUGGAUGGCCCAGACAGCAUGGGAUUUGGCCCUCUCAUUCCAACGGAGACAGAACGAUCGUUAAUGGAACGCGUGAGGCAAGAGUUAAAGCACGAGUUGAAGCAGGGGUACAAGGAAAAAAUUGUCGAUAUAAGGGAGGAAAUUUUACGCAAGAGGAGAGCAGGAAAGCUUCCAGGAGAUACUACGUCAGUCCUGAAAGCCUGGUGGCAGUCGCACGCUAAAUGGCCAUAUCCUACGGAGGAAGACAAGGCGAAGCUGGUGCAGGAAACCGGUUUGCAAUUGAAGCAGAUAAAUAAUUGGUUCAUCAACCAGAGGAAAAGAAACUGGCACAGCAACUCUUCAUCAUCAUCCGUCUCAAAAAGCAAACGUAAAAGGUGAAAGCAGCAGCUAUUGAUCCCUUGAUUCAGAUUUGAGCAAGAGCAACGAUCAAGUUCUGACAUACAAUAUUCAGUGCUUCACUAGAAUGGGUACUUAGAGUUAAUACAAAGAACAUUGGCCAGUGGCCUCAUACAAAGCUUCAUCAAGCAGGAACAUUUGGAAGAUGACUUUGAUUCUAGAAAAAAGAAAAUACGUUAGUGAAGAGGAUGGCUCUCACCUUGCGACAGGAAUCCUGAAGGCAGUCAAUUAACCAUAGAUGCGAUCGUGAUCAUUGAGGGGGUACUGAGCUAGGAAAUUACACACUUAGAACUAGAAGUAAUUUUAGAUGGUUUCAUUGUCUCUACUGCUUGUCCACUUUGCAUUUUGUGAAUAUAUAGGCGUGGUUAGGUACAAUGAUCUCUACAUAGUUCCUCUCCAUUUUGCAUGCUAAUCACAUUUAUAGCUUUUCUUUGCUCUCUAGUGUAGUGUAGAUUUACUGUAAGAGUAACAUACAGUUUGUCCACUGUGAGGUUACCGGGUUUGUAUUGCUACUGGGGAUAAUGACUGAGUAUGGUUAUAGACACGAUCAUUUGUCUGAAAUUCUAUAGCGUAUGUCGCCGGUUCUUAUGAUGAUUUAGCCACUUCAUUGUCA